CUCACUCUAUUUGGACAAGAACUUAAUACCAAAAGCUGGACACUUUUUGUAAAACCUCCUGCUUUCCUUUUUUAAAAAAAAAAAAAAAACUCUAUUUGAGAAGAGGAUUUGGAAUAAGCUCUUCCUCUUUCUCUCUCCCUCUCUCUCUUUGAUGCUUUUCUCAGGAACAGACAGCCUGACAGAAAAAGUUGUGACAGAUUUAGAAAGCUGCAAAAAAAAAGAGGAAAAAAAAAGUCCAGAGUGAGACAGACAGAGCUUUGCCCUGGAGGUUUCUGAGGAGGAAACAGGAGACAGAUAAAGAGGCAGCCAUAAUCUCAGAGAGAGACAGACAGACAGACAGAGGGAGGGAAGAGCACAGCUGUUGUGAGGAAGAGAAGGGAAAAUAUAGAUAAAGAAAGCAAGGAGGUGCACAAGUGUGAAGGGUGAGGAGAAGAGACUGACGAGAACAACCGAGGCUGGAAAGAAAAAGAGACCUACAAGAGAGUCAGCAACCGAAACCCAGAGCUUGAGGAAUAAAAAGACAAUAAGAAGAAGACAAAAUAACAGAGAGAGACUCGAAGAGGUGGACAUCAAAUUAAACAACAGUGAGAAUGGAGACGCAGCAAGACAAGAGGAAAGACUUCCCCUGAAGAGGCAGAAAAAAGGAGCAGUGUUUGACAAGAAGAAGAGGAGAAGAUUUCCUCAUCAUGUUUUAUUCAGCUCGCUUCCCAAAUUCAAACAACCUGCGCCGGAAGAGCAACUUCGUCCCAGGAUAGAAUGAAGAGAGGGGCAAAGAGAUACCGGCCCAGUCUGUGAUACCCUCCUGCUCCUCCUUUUCCCCAGACUCAUCCACCUCCCUCUCCUCCUCCCUUUCUUUCACUUUAUAUCCAGCUUUAAAUUCACUAACUUCCUCCUCCUCUGUCCUGUAUAUCUCCUCUCCUCUCCAUCUCCUCACUAUGUGGAUACCAGCUUUGCUCCUAUGGAUUUUUAAGAUCAGCAAUUUGUGCUCAGGACAAGACUACACAGACUAUUACCAAACUGGAGACAUGGGCACCGAGGCUCCAGCUAUGUCAGAUGACCGGGCCAGUUUGGAGACAGUGACGAGUGUGGAUCAGCUACUACAGCUUCUGUACCCUGAAUACAGUUUGCUUCAGCACUGCCUGAGGAAGAAAUCCUGGCACGUCUCCUCUUCCUCCUCUUCCCCCUCUUUUCCCGGCUCCUCAGCAAGCCCCUUAGUCCACUCUCACGAUGAGGAUCUGUGGGGUCAGCCGAGGGAGGAGGCUCUUUACAAAGUGGACGGAACUUUGGGAGUCAUCCUAGAGGAGAUCCAGCGGACGUCAUGCCAGCCCAGAGAGGUGUGUGUCGAGGUCGCCAAAGAGUACCCAGAAUCCACCAGUCAGUUCUACCUCCCUCGCUGUGUGGCGCUGCAUCGGUGUGGCGGAUGCUGCACCAACGAGGCCCUUUACUGCACCAAUACGAGCCACACGCUUGUCAACAAGACACUGAUGGAGCUGUCCCCGCCCAGGAUGGACCGUUCUGUCGUCAUGGUAACCUUCGUCAACCACACUUCGUGCGAAUGCCUCUCCAAGCGGCCGCUCCACUCCAUCAUAAGACGAGCUGCAACAGAUCAUCACUGUUCCCCACCUGACGUUCCCUGCGCCUCUGGCUCAUUAUGGGAUCCAAUGAACUGUGUGUGUGUUUCUACAGAUGCUAUAAACUACUCUGAGCCUGAGGCGCAGGACUCAGGUCUGCUGGCUCUCUGUGGGCCCAACAGGGUUCUGGAUGAGUCCACCUGCGAGUGUGUCUGUCGGAAUGGACUCACCGAGGACAGCUGCGAUCCAGGCUGGAAACUGGACCACAACACCUGUGAAUGCCAGUGUGAAGGUCAAGGUGAGGGGAAGCUGUGUCCCACCGGCCAGCGGUGGGAUGAGGAGCUAUGUGGCUGCGUAUGUGCUGCAGAGUGUCCUGGGAACCAGCCUCUAAACCCCGACACCUGCCUGUGUCAGUGCAGAGAGAGUCCACAGUCGUGUCUGCGGCAGGGCAAGAGGUUCAACCCCAACACCUGCAGCUGUUACAGGUUGCCUUGCAGAAAGCCCAGACCUGUGUGCCAGACUGGUUUUUACUACAGCCACCAAGUCUGCCAGUGCAUCCCCAACUACAUGAGGCCUGGGUGGAAUUAACCAAUCACAGGCAGGCUGAAGAGCAAAGGUGCAGAUGCCCUUCAACCUGAGGCUGGAACACUUUUGGCCUGAAAACAAAGGGGUGAGAGGGUCCUCCCUCUGUGCCUCUUGACUACAAGCAGCACUUAAGGAGUUUUAUUAGUGCUGUCUGUGCUCUGACACAAAGGAGGAUGGGAGUGCUUCCCAGUUAAACAAAAAGGCCAGAACAGCCACCCAUAUGCAGGACUUAUAAAAGUGGACUUAUCUUAGCCAAAGAGAGAAAAUGAAGAGAUAUCUGACUCUCUGGGACUGUCUUAAAAGUGUUGGCCCUUUACCCAAUGCCAACAACACGAUCCUGACUGGAAGCGACCAAUCACACCAGGACACAAGCAUGAUAGCAAGGGUGGGAUGGACCAAUCAGACUGUGAGCCAGCAUUCAUCCCCGCUACAACGUGUUUGAGCAUGACGUUCAACCACCGACCUGCUGCAGAGACACCCCUCGUGACUGUGUGAAAUGGAAAGUGGAAUAUAAUAAUAACA
This is a messenger RNA of Chelmon rostratus (copperband butterflyfish), 2678 nucleotides long. RefSeq names its product vascular endothelial growth factor C-like. Lineage: Eukaryota; Metazoa; Chordata; Actinopteri; Chaetodontiformes; Chaetodontidae. Gene Ontology annotation, cellular component: membrane. Gene Ontology annotation, biological process: positive regulation of protein phosphorylation; sprouting angiogenesis; positive regulation of mast cell chemotaxis. Gene Ontology annotation, molecular function: vascular endothelial growth factor receptor 3 binding; growth factor activity; chemoattractant activity. Bases 936 to 2159 code for a protein of 407 amino acids. The record is from RefSeq and is a predicted model, not a curated record. The transcript is spliced from 8 exons.